CAUCAUCCUGAUCACCACCAUACCCCAUACCACUUCCUGAUCACCUCCAUACCCCAUACCAGCAUCCUGAUCACCGCCAUACCCCAUACCAGCAUCCUGAUCACCGCCAUACCCCAUACCAGCAUCCUGAUCACCGCCAUACCCCACACCAGCAUCCUGAUCACCGCCAUACCCCACACCAGCAUCCUGAUCACCGCCAUACCCCACACCAGCAUCCUGAUCACCGCCAUACCCCACACCAGCAUCCUGAUCACCGCCAUACCCCACACCAGCAUCCUGAUCACCGCCAUACCC
Staurois parvus is the source of this 294-nucleotide messenger RNA. NCBI's taxonomy places the organism in Eukaryota, Metazoa, Chordata, Amphibia, Anura, Ranidae. The record is from the annotation of a GenBank genome assembly.